Rana temporaria (common frog) is the source of this 1918-nucleotide messenger RNA. Its product is annotated as galactosylgalactosylxylosylprotein 3-beta-glucuronosyltransferase 1-like. The coding region runs from base 418 to 1446 and encodes 342 amino acids. Lineage: Eukaryota; Metazoa; Chordata; Amphibia; Anura; Ranidae. Gene Ontology annotation, cellular component: Golgi membrane. The transcript has 6 exons. Gene Ontology annotation, biological process: chondroitin sulfate proteoglycan biosynthetic process; carbohydrate metabolic process. Gene Ontology annotation, molecular function: galactosylgalactosylxylosylprotein 3-beta-glucuronosyltransferase activity. The record is from RefSeq and is a predicted model, not a curated record.
AUGUGCAUUGUUCUUCUCAGACAUGAAACAAUCUGGGGAGGCUUAAGCAACGUUCUCAGUCAUUCUCUCCUCCGAGCCCUUUUCACGGUUUAAGGUGGCGCAGCGACUGGGGCUGGCCGUCCUCGGCAAAGCGUCAGCCGAUUCAGAAGGACUCCUUAAGAAGUGUCGCUGUACGUCGCUCGGGCUCAGCUGCACCGAAAAGGGGGCUGAAGGGGAUGGAGUGACUUCGGGGACGAUGCUAUGCGGUCGCUGCUUGUGUAAAGGGCUAGCCAGAGCCGGUCGCCGUUGAAUCACACGAAGAAAUUUUUUUUGGGUUUCCCCACCAUCUGUCCUGUGUCUCCGAAACGCUGGGGAGAAAAUGAACCAGCCUCCGUCAGCUAGGUAAAGAGAUGACCUGGCACGCAAAGUCUCAACAGCAUGCUGAGGAGACGAAACCUUCUCACUACACUACUCAUCGUUCUACCAUGGGCCCUACUCCUAACACUGUGGCAUCAGCACCCCACCAGCCGCUACCUCACCCUGCUAAGAAAGGACACAGGUGACAAUUCUACAGUCAGACCCCUUUUCAACAAUGUGACCCAGAGUAAAGAGGACUCUCUACAAUGUGUCCACCAGCACUCCACCCGAGCAACCCCCGUAGUUGUUCGGACAUACGUCUAUUCUCGACCUCCACCCUGGAAUGAGGAUCUCCCCGUCAUCUAUGUUAUUACGCCCACCUACACCCGGCCUGUCCAGAAAGCUGAGCUGGUUCGACUGGCCAACACCUUUCUUCAUGUCGUAAAUUUGCACUGGAUUGUGGUUGAAGAUUGCCCAAGGAAGACCAAACUGGUGGCCAACCUGCUGGAGAAAGCUGGGCUUAACUUCACCCACCUGAACAUCGAGAGCCCACAUAAUCAAAAAGUAGGCUUAUCCAGAACCCCUUCCCACACCCCGAGAGGAACCAUGCAGAGGAACUUGGGCCUGAGAUGGCUUCGGGACAACAUCAAUGCUUCCAACCCUCCUGAGGGAGUGGUCUACUUUGCUGAUGAUGAUAAUACCUACAGCCUGGAACUUUUUGAAGAGAUGCGGUACACGCGAACAGUGUCUGUGUGGCCAGUGGCCUUCGUGGGUGGUUUACGGUUCGAAUCCCCGAGGGUCAGUCCGGCAGGCAGAGUGGUCGGCUGGAAGACGGUGUUUGAUCCCAACCGCCCGUUUGCCAUCGACAUGGCCGGCUUCGCCAUCAGUCUUCGCCUCAUCCUGGAAAGGCCCUAUGCCAACUUCAAGCUGGAAGGGGUGAAAGGCGGCUACCAGGAGACCAGCUUACUGAAAGAUCUCGUCACCAUGGACGGGCUGGAAGCCAAGGCUGCCAACUGCACUAAGGUUUUGGUCUGGCACACCAGGACUGAAAGACCUACAUUGGUCAAUGAAGGGAAGAGAGGAUUUACUGACAUGAACAUUGAAGUGUAGACAUGGAACGUACCACUGUGUAUUCUGUCCAUGUCACUCUAUUUGUAUGAAGAUAAAGAAGGAAAAGUUUACAAAAGACUGAUUUUACAGUGUUAUUCUUACAAACUAAAUAUUGUGGAUUUUUUUUUUUGUGGAUGCUUCAGUUCGCAUUUUUAAAAAAAAAACGAAGAAAAAAAUUACUUUUCUGUCGGCAGAGAACCGCCUUGCCGCUUCUUGCCGCCCCCUGCUCCUAAUUAAUACGGAAUAUAAGACAUGAAGAGCCAGCAAGGAGGAGGAAGCAGAAAAAGAAGCCAGCUCUUUUCUCUGAGUAAAACAUAUGUUGCUUCUUCCUCAGACAUAUGGGUCUCUGUACCAAAGCUAAUUAAGAUGUUCUCACCGCCUAACGCGCCAUCAAAAGUACGACACUUGCUCAUCAAGCUUCCAUACGAAGGACCAGAAAUUUCUCCGUGUUUUUUCUUCUUUUUUUUUUUUU